Triplophysa rosa is the source of this 5637-nucleotide messenger RNA. It is a transcript of the gene gk5, whose product is annotated as glycerol kinase 5. Bases 437 to 2026 code for a protein of 529 amino acids. The transcript is spliced from 16 exons. Lineage: Eukaryota; Metazoa; Chordata; Actinopteri; Cypriniformes; Nemacheilidae. Gene Ontology annotation, molecular function: glycerol kinase activity. Gene Ontology annotation, cellular component: mitochondrion. The record is from RefSeq and is a predicted model, not a curated record. Gene Ontology annotation, biological process: triglyceride metabolic process; glycerol-3-phosphate biosynthetic process; glycerol metabolic process.
UUUGUACCAUUAACGUCAUCCUAUUCAGUUUUCAGUUAAGCACGACGGGCAAUAGGUUUUGGUAACUUUUAUCGUUCGGUCCUGAAAACAAGCGGACACUUUUUUACGUAAUUCGGGACGCUCUGCCUCUGAAUAUUUCAUUGGCCAACUUAAAAUCGGGCGCGGGGGAAAUCACAUGCGAAAGUUUGGAAGUUGUACGUGAGGGUCAACAUACACUUUGACGACAAUGAAGACUGUUUUGGGUGUCGAUUACCGGUUUUCUUUACUGCUUUAAAAUCUGCCAAGGGUUUGGCAGUCGACGUCUUGAGAGGAAUGCGACGUAAAGUCGUUUUUUUUUACUUAAUAUCAUCAAACUCGGAAACUUCGAGGAUCUGUAUUAGAUCUAUAUGUGGCUACGAAAGUGUCUCGACUGGUUUCUGAAUAAGCGCAUUGUGCGAUGGGAACUCGGAGGAACGGGAUCAGCAAAACAGAGAGGUUCGUUCUCUCUGUCGAUGUAGGAACAACCUCCGUCAGGUGCCAUGUGUACGACAAGUGUGCCAACAUCAGAGGAUCAUGCAGCUCGAAAGUGUCUCUUCUGUAUCCUCAACCCGGGUGGGUAGAGAUUGACCCUGAAGAGCUUUGGAAAGGGUUUGUCACUGUAGUGAAAGGAGCUGUACAAGACUCAGGCUUACAGAUGUGCCAAAUGGAAGGGCUUGGCAUUUCAACCCAGAGGGCAACAUUCAUGACCUGGGAAAGAAACACAGGGAAACCUUUUCAUAAUUUCAUCACCUGGCAGGACUUGCGGGCAGCAGAGUUGGUGCGAUCAUGGAACAGGUCGUGCACAAUGAAGACGGUACACGGCGUGACGAAGAUGCUGCACUUCCUCACCAGACAGAAGCGGUUCCUUGCAGCCAGCCUGGUUGUUUUUACCACCCAACAUGUGUCUCUACGUCUCGUCUGGGCCUUAAAUAAUAUUCCUCCGUUAAGACAGGCAGUCGAAGAUGGCACCUGUUAUUUUGGGACCAUAGACACCUGGUUACUAUACAAACUCACGAAAGGUGCGGUUCAUGCAACAGACUACUCUAAUGCCAGUGCCACAGGAAUAUUUGAUUCUUACCAGAUGUGCUGGAGUGGAUUUCUGUGCUCACUGCUUUCUAUACCGCUCUCCAUCCUCCCCAGGGUGCAGAACACAAGUCACAAAUUUGGAUCAUGUGAUCCGUCCAUAUUUGGAGUGCCCAUCCCCAUUAUGUGUGUUAUGGCGGACCAACAGGCAGCCAUGUUUGGAGAAUGCUGUUUUGACAUAGGUGAUGUGAAAAUCACAAUGGGAACUGGGACCUUUAUGGACAUCAAUACGGGAAACAAACCACAUACGUCUGUGGCUGGUCUUUAUCCCCUGGUGGGCUGGAAGAUUGGUGCUGAUGUUGUGUUUCUAGCUGAAGGUAAUGCUGCUGGAACAGGUUCUGCCAUUAAGUGGGCGCAGGAUCUAGAGCUCUUUACUGAUGUAAAGGAGACAGAGGCCAUAGCCACCAGUGUGGCAGACUCAGAUGGAGUAUAUUUUGUGCCUUCUUUUAGUGGCUUACAGGCCCCUCUGAAUGAUCCAAAAGCAUGUGCUUCUUUCAUGGGCUUAAAACCUUCUACAACCAAAAGUCACUUAAUCAGAGCAAUUCUCGAGUCCAUUGCAUUCAGGAACAAGCAGCUGUAUGAUAUCAUGCUUAGAGAAACUCAUAUUCCUAUAACCAAAAUCAGGGCGGAUGGUGGUGUAUGCACUAAUGACUUCAUCAUGCAACUGACAUCCGAUCUAUUGGGGCGUAAAAUAGCACGUCCAAGUCACUUCGAUAUGUCCUGCCUAGGAGCUGCUUUUGUCGCUGGGCUUGGAACAGGCUACUGGAGGAACCAAGAGGAGCUCAAGAAGAUUCAGUCCACUGACAAACAUUUUAAUCCCCAAAGGAAUAAAUCAGAAGGGGACAAGGGAGGGCAAUACAGAAGUGUACUGCAGAGCUGGGAGAGGGCUCUACAGCGGUCCAUGCAUUGGUACAGCCAGCCCUGAAUAACUACAAUACAAGCCAUUACUCUGUAAUAGACCAACUCAAUGUUCAUGUGAACAGCUGUGGGCCGAUUCGUAGAGGAACAAGCCUCUUACUGAGAAAAACGCUUGAACAGCAUCCAAACUGGAGCUCUUAUUAUGGGUAGGAGGUUGCGUCACAUCCUGCUUUAUAAAAAGGACAUGUACAGUGAGGGAAAUAAUUAUUUGAUCCCCUACUGAUUUUGUAAGUUUGCCUGCUUACAAAGAAAUGAAGAGUCUAUAAUUUUUAUGGUAGGUUUAUUUUAACUGAUAGAAACCGAAUAUCAACCAAAAAAAUCAGGGGAAAAAAUUAUAUAAAGGUUAUAAAUUGAUUUGCAUUUCAGUCAGUGAAAUAAGUAUUUGAUCCUCUACCAACCAGCAAGAAUUAUGGCUCCAAAGAUUGGUUAUGUGCCUAUAUUAGGGCUGGGCGAUAUGGCAAAAAAGUAAACUCGAUAGUUUUUUUCUAUGUUGAUCGAUAACGAUAUUUAUUUCGAUAUAUAUUUAAUUAAAAAACUGUAUUUAAAAUAAUCUAUUUUAAAUACAGUUUAUUAACAAAAGUUAACCUUUAACCAGUUAAAAUUCAAUUAAAUGAAUGCACUGUUGCAACACAGAGGAUAUUAGGCCAUAAACAACAUGUACCAGUUCAUUCAGUCUCAUUUAGACUCAAUUGACUCGAUAAGUAAAGGGAGUGUUCAUUCGGUACAUUCAACCAAUGAAAGGGCUCCGUUACUGGUACAUUCGGACGCUAUUGGCUCAGCACCUGCGCACAUACAUAACGCUGCAAUAAUGUCUUGUUCGAGUAGUGGGAUUCAUUCAAUGCAUUCAGUGAACCUUAGUCUUUCAAAAAGACAUCUCACAUAAACUGUAGUACAUUUCUUUAAUCAUGCAAGCAUCUUACAUACAAGGUUCAAUAUUUGAAUGUGCACACAAACUCACUUCAUUACAUCUCUAAUCUGUACAGGGCAGCGCUGCUUUGUUUCAUAAGCACCAGCUCAUGUUAGCAGAUAUGUUAACGAUGGAUAUAAAAACGUUUGUGCUUGAGUUUCGAAGUAACUCGCUUGCAAUUGCGCCUCAAGUUUGUUUUGUUUAACCGGCGAUUGCGAAAAAAAAAUAAGACACUUGAUAAACCGCGUGAUGACAACUCGAGUUUAGUUUCACCUUUGUUUCCGUUUCCAGUCAUGUUUUCCUCCUCAUGUUGAGUUUUCUUUGCCAAGUGCAGUAUGAAAUGGACUUUGUACUUUGACGCGCAUGAUAAAAACUGCACGCUGACUGACUGUUGUUGCGUUUAUUUCUGCGUUCUGUUAGACUGUAAGAUUAAUCCAUAUCGAGUCAAAAUGCCAAUAGCUUAUCAUCGUUUUUGAACUACAUUCUAUCGCGAUUCGAUAUGAUAUCAUUUAUCGGCACAGCCCUAGCCUAUAUGGACCACAAAUUAGUCCUGUCACUUUAAGAAAGUACUCCUAAUUCAGCUUGUUAUGUAUAUAAAAGAUGCCUGCCAACAGAAUCUGUAUCUUCCAUUUCAACCUCUCCACCACCAUGGUCCAGACCAAAUAGGUUUCAAAGGAUGUCAGGGACAAGAUUGUAGACCUGCACAAACCUUGAAUAGGCUACAAACAGAAGCUUGGUGAGAAGGAGACAACUGUUGGUGCGAUUAUUUGGAAAUAGAAGAAAUACAAAAGUCAAACUAUCAAAUAUCAAAAACUAUAAAAUGCCCUUGGUCUGGAGCUCCCUGCAAGAUUUCCCCAAUGGGGUAAAGAUGAUCAUGAGAAAGGUUAAAGAUCAGCCCAGAACUACACGAAAGAAGCUUGUUAAUGAUUUCAAGACAGUUGGGAUCACAGUUAGCAAGCAAACCAUUGAUAACACGCUAUGCCACAAUAGAUUGAAAUCCUGAAGCACCCGCAAGGUCCUCCUGCCCAAGAAGGCCCGCCUGGCUCGUCUGAAGUUUGACAAUGAACAUCAAAAUGAUUCAGAAAAGGUUUGGAGAAAAUGCUGUGAGACCAAAAUUGACUCCUGUUUUUGGAGGGAGAGAAAUGCUGACUAUGAGCCCAAGAACACCAUCCCUACAGAGAAGCACAGUGUUGGAAACUUUAUGCUUUUGGGCUUUUUCUCUGCUACAGGUAUACAGGAUGACUUCACCGCAUUGAGGGGCUGAGGGACGGGCCCAUGUACCGUAAAAUCUUGGACGAGAACCUCCUCCCCUUAACUAGGUCACUGAAGAUGGGUCAUGGAUGAGCCUUUAACAUGACAAAGACGCAAAACAUAUUGCCAAGACAACCAAAUAGUGGCUUAAGGAGAAGCACAUUAAAUGUCCUAGCCAGUCUCUAGACCUUAGUCCUAUAGAACCUCUGUGAAGGAGGCUAAAACUCCAAUUUGCUGAGCGACAGCCAAGAAACCUUAAAGAUUGACAGAGGAGUGGACUAAAUGUAUCCGGACACAUGUGCAAACCUGGUGACCAACUAUCAGAAAUGUCUGACCUCUGUGCUUGCCAACAAGGGUUUCUCCACCAAGUACAAAGUUAUGUUUUGCUCGGGGAUCAAAUACUUAUUUCACUGACUGAAAUGCAAAUCAAUUCAUAACCUUUAUAUUUAUAGACCUAUAUAAACCUUUAUAGACAUUUUUUCCCCUGAUUUUUUAUAUUCUGUCUCUAUCAGUUAAAAUAAACCUACCAUAAAAAUUAUAGACCCUUCAUUUCUUUGUAAGCAGGCAAACUUACAAAAUCAGCAGGGGAUCAAAUAAUUAUUUCCCUCACUGUAUGUGGUAUUUUGAUUUUGCCAAUCAGUAAUUCAGCCAUCAAAAAUCAGUCACUGUGCCUUUAUCCAACACCUGUUUUUUUUUAAGUGUUGUUGAACAAAUUAAUUUUUAUUUAACUACCGUUUUGGAGUACUUUUAUACAAGAGAUGCCUGUUGUGCCCUGAAAAAGAGAAUGUGGUUAUUCAUCUCCCACAAUACAUUUUCUAACUCUAGAGGAAUAUUGUCAUUGUAGUCAUUUACAUAGAUUUGAAAAUGGUAAAACUUACUUCUAUUUUUUAUUGAAGUUAACACUAUUAGUAGAAAAUGGUAGUGUAUAAAAGCAUUCAUUAAUAUUGUGUAUAAUAUUUUGUUGAUAGUUUCUUAAUUUGAUAUGUGGACUAUGCAGGUGAAAUGUGUUAUAUGUACUUUUAAUAAUGUACCUCUUAAUGCAACAAAAAAGAAUCCUGCAAACAUGAAAAGUAAUGCAUCUCAUAACGUGUUUAUUUCCUGUGAUCAAAGCAUCCAACCUGUUAUACUUGCUUUUACAACAAUUCUGGCAGUUAAUAGUAUCAACAAUGAGUCAAAGGUUUAUGACAUCAAGCAUUCAACUGUUGUCAAUAAGUGACUGUGAAAGUGUAACAUGUUUAUCUUAAAGAAAGAACAGACAUACAGAAAAUGUAUUUUUUUAAAUAAACUGUCAAAGAACUGUUAAUGUCAUAUUGUGUUUCUUGUCAUUAUGUGAAAAAAAUUGUAAUUUAAGCACAUUCAGAAUGCUUAAUCGACUAUGCAAUAAACUGUAUUGUAUUGUCAGUGCCAAAUACUUUUCUUUUGUCACAAUAAACAAUAAAGGAAACUGUGCAAAAUGAAUU